Messenger RNA from Fusarium verticillioides 7600, 522 nucleotides. RefSeq lists its product as hypothetical. Bases 1 to 522 code for a protein of 173 amino acids. The transcript has a single exon. The record is from RefSeq and is a predicted model, not a curated record. Lineage: Eukaryota; Fungi; Ascomycota; Sordariomycetes; Hypocreales; Nectriaceae.
AUGCCAGCAGCAGAAAGACAUGAGGUUAUCCAGCAGGUCCAAGCCAUUCCCGGUAUUAUCCAAGACCAGGCCAGAUUACAGGCAUUUCCAUUCCCGCCGCCGACAACCAAACCGAUUCUAUUUAUCGCACCACCAAGGGACGACGGGAUAGUAUGCAAUGCGUGCCCGUAUGUCAUAGGAACAAUACAGGGCAUACAGAAGCAUCACCGAGAAGAACAUGGUUGGGUAAAUGAUUGGAAGAAGGGUGGCGAUGUAGCCAAGAGGGCAAAACAAGAACGUCAAGUGCCGUGGCGGACCGGUGUGUAUUGCCAACGAUUUUUCCUCGGGCAUGCCGCCAGCCGUUGGUUCAAGGUCAACCGCGGAUGCGAGGAGGAAGGGGCCCGUGUACAGCAGCAAGGCGCGGACGCCCGGUCAGUUACAGACCGCAAGGCCGCAUUUUUAACCCAUAUACACCGCGAGGAUGAAGAAGCAUUCGAGCAGGAGGCCAAGGCCCGGUUAAUACAGGAUAGUGAUAAUAAGUAG